UAAACCCAAAACUAGCCCUUAUACUUCUUCCGCCCCGCCACCAGCGGCGGCGACGACGCGAGCGCCUCGGACACCGCGCCCAACCGUUCGUGAAAAAUGUCGUCCACGUCGUAGUCCCGAGAGCCCGUCGGCGUCGCCCGCGUGGAGGAUGCUCGCGACGAGAGCACGGCCUCAGCCGCGUCGGCGAAGACGUCGUCGACGUCCUUGUGCGCGACGUCGGGUGUCAGACCCGUGUGCGGGCACGGCGCCGAGGGCGGCGGCGUGGGCGGCGGCCGCGCGGCGGCAGGUGUAGGUGGUGUGGGCGCCGGCCGCCCAGGGGAAGGAGUGGGCGGCGGCCGCGGCGGCAGGCGCUUCAAAGCGUCGACCUCGGCCCGCAGGCGCCGCGACCGCUCGUUGGCUUUGUCGAGGUCAGCCUCACACGCCUUGUACCUCUUCUUGUUGCGGUCGGCCCGCGCGCGCUCGGAAACGACGACCGCGAGCAGGCGCUGCCGCGUGGCCAGCCAGGCCGUCCGCGCAACCCGUAAUGCCGUCUCGCGCUCCGCGUCCGCGUCGCGGCGGUCGCGCCGCUCCUGCUCGAGGGCACGUUGCGCUUCUGCGCCCUCUUUCUUGGUCUCGUCCGCCCUCUUGGCAGCAACACGCAGCGACUUGUCCUGCUCCUGUUUAAGCCCCUGGGCCUGCGCCGACGCCUCUCCCAAUGCAUCGCGGAACGCGUCGCGCUCCUUCCGCGCCUCGUCGCGCUCUUUGGUCAACCUUUCGACCUCCGAGCCGUCGGGGCUCUUUGAGUGUUGCGUGCGCAUGGCCUCGCCGUGGGCGACAUCCCGCUCGGCCAGGGCCAUGGCCAGGUCCGCCGCCGCCAGAUCCUUGGCGUUGGCUAAAGCCGCGUCCGCGGACCGGCGCUCCCGCUGUACGACGGCAUCGACCUCGCGCCGCGCCGCGGCCCGGAGCGCGCUACACAGCGCCUCGACGGCCGCGUCGUGGUCGCCAUUUACGACCGUCGGCGCCGCGUCGGCCAUGCGACUCAGGUCGUCGGCCGCGCGCUGCAGCUCGCAGUGCGCCGCCGCGAGCUCCGACCGCAGCACGGCGUUCGCGUCCUUGGCUCUUCGGGCCUCGUCUCUUGAAGCGUCCGCCGUCUCUCGCGUCCGCGCGUGCGCGUCGCGUUCCGUCUUGAGCUGGCGGCGCACGCCGUCGCUCGCCUCGGCCUCGUGGGCGAGCGUCCGCCUCAGCUCCUCCGCGGCGUCCUUCUCGCGCUCGAGGGCCGCUCGCAGCGUCGCGGCCUCGGUGCGCAGCUGCUCCGGCGCCUCGCGCGGCGACGUUGGUGUAGUAGCGGGCCCCUGCAGCGCCCUAUCUAACAAUUUGGAGAGGCGGUCGCCGGUCGGUGAUCCCGCCUCCGCAGCGGCAUCGCGACGCUGCGCCUCGACCCUCGACCGUAAGCGGGCCAUCUGCUGGUGCGCCCACUCCGUCGAGGGAUCAUUCUGCGGCGAUGAUGACAUAUUGCUGCCUUCGCUGCGGCGGCGCUCGCUGCGGCGGCGUCGAUAUUGGGCCCGCUCCUCGGGCAGCAUGCGCGGUGCUUUCCUAUAGGGCUGCCAGCAGACGCCUCGGCGCCGCUCGCAGAUGCUGCCCCUGCUCGUCUACCGAGCCUGUCGAUGCGUGCCGUCGGCUGGGCACGGAUAUGUCUCCGCUUUCGGCUGGCUUGGCCUCUCUGUCUGGUGCACCCGCACGCCCGUGCGCGGCGUGCACUCGACAUCAUCAAACGACCAAAUAAUAAUUUACACGACGAUAUA
Pelagomonas calceolata is the source of this 1781-nucleotide messenger RNA. The record is from the annotation of a GenBank genome assembly. Lineage: Eukaryota; Pelagophyceae; Pelagomonadales; Pelagomonadaceae.